Lytechinus variegatus (green sea urchin) is the source of this 702-nucleotide messenger RNA. RefSeq lists its product as uncharacterized. The transcript is spliced from 4 exons. Bases 1 to 648 code for a protein of 215 amino acids. Lineage: Eukaryota; Metazoa; Echinodermata; Echinoidea; Temnopleuroida; Toxopneustidae. The record is from RefSeq and is a predicted model, not a curated record.
AUGACCAGAGACUCGAAAUCAAACCGAUUUUUGUUGGCAAGGAGUGUAAGGACCUGUCCUGAUGGGGUGGAGUUUGACACAGCUAUAAUGUGCCUUUCAGCUGAACCGUGUCAGAAUGGAGGAUACAGCAUCGCUGAUCAAAUGGGAUGCUUCCUAAGAUGUAACUGCCCUUACGGAUUCAGUUCACCGUUAUGUGAAUAUCAGUGUGAGAUUAAGACAAAUUAUCUGCCCGGAUAUAAACUGAAGAGUUUAUACUUAAGAAAACGAAUAGCGAUGAAUUUCAAAGCUACGACAAUAGGUUUAGUAUUAUCUGCUUCUAGGCAUGCACACGACCGAGGUGGAAUUUCAAUACAUCCAUGUUCAGAAAAUAACACUAUCCAAAUAAGGAGGUGGUCACACGCAGAAUCUUCCACUAUUAUAGCUGUACGUGACCCGGAAAUGAUCUGCGAUGGAAAUUCAAGUAACCCCUACUGGAUUGAUUUUUACAACAACGCCUACCAAGUGGGGCACAUUGGUGACCCGGAACCAAUCCUUCAAUGGAUAGAUGACCAGCAGUUUUCGAUCCGUUACGCUCAUGUAUUAAGUGAAUUCGUCGGAAGCGUGGAAUUUGAUAUACCCUGCUCCAGUGGAUAUAAAUGGCCGCAGUAGGAUUUUCAAAUUAGGGGGCAAAAGAACUAGAUUUUGUAUUAUAGGCCCUCUUGA